Messenger RNA from Danio rerio (zebrafish), 1210 nucleotides. The record is from RefSeq and is a predicted model, not a curated record. NCBI's taxonomy places the organism in Eukaryota, Metazoa, Chordata, Actinopteri, Cypriniformes, Danionidae.
UGUAUACAAGUAACUCUUCACACUAAGGCAACUGUGACUUUAUUAGGCAACAUAUGAGUCAAAAUUUGAAAGCAGUUAAUCAACUACGUUUGCAAUAAAAUCGACAGCAAUGGAUAACCUGACAUUCAGACACAGCGUUCUUCUAGUGGAGGGACUUCAAGUUACGCCUCAGUCUACCUAUGUGGUUUUUGUUCUGCUACUUAUUGUGUACAUCUUUAUUAUGGUUGCCAACAUUACACUUGUAAUUCUAAUCUCAACUGAGAAGAAUCUACAUCAUCCUAUGCAUUUUCUGUUUUGUAACUUGCCGCUGAAUGACAUUUUAGGGACCACCGUCAUUUUGCCACGCUUACUUCGGGAUGUUUUAAUAGAAACUUCAGAUCGCUAUAUCACAUUUAAUGAAUGUGUUACUCAAGCAUAUUUUGUGCACAUUUUUGUAGCAGCAUGUCAUUAUGUUCUUAUUAUAAUGGCCUUCGACAGAUAUGUGGCCAUUUGUAAUCCACUGAGAUACACAGCGAUAAUGACCAAUAAGAUGGUUAUGAAACUAUCAGCAAUAGCAUGGGGAUUGUCAGUUCUUAUGGUGUCUAUUCUGUUAGGCCUCACAGUGCGACUGUCUCACUGCAGAUCGAAAAUUGAAAACCCUUUCUGUGAUAAUGCCUCACUGUUUAAGCUGUCCUGUGAUGAAGGUGUCGCUGUGAAUAAUAUCUAUGGGAUCAUUUAUACUGUGGUUUUGUUUACCUUCUCAAUUUUGUCUAUAUUUAUAACAUAUGGCAAGAUUGCCGCUGUAUGCAUAACCAGCAAAAACAAAGCACUCAACAGCAAAGCCAUAAAGACCUGCAGCACUCAUUUAGCUGUUUAUUUAAUCAUGUUUGUUUCUGGUUCCACUUUCAUUUUUCUCCAUCGUUUCCCUCUCUACUCAGAAAGCAGGAAACUAGCUAGUAUAAUGUUUCAUAUUGUACCCCCAGGAUUAAAUCCAUUAGUUUAUGGUUUACAAACCAAAGAGAUUAGACAAAAGUUUGUGAAAAUCUGGCGCAGAGAAAAAGAAUCAUCUUAAUUCAUUACACCAUUAAACAACAUUAUACACUGGUUUCAGCACUCAAAAUGUUGAAUCAGUGCUGUUUACAGACUAUUUUUUUUUGGAUCAAUAAAUAUCAGUCAUGUGUUAAAAAUGCUAAUAUGAUAAUAAAGUCUUUAGUAACUGCUUUCCAACUUA